This is a messenger RNA of Anisakis simplex (herring worm), 336 nucleotides long. The record is from the annotation of a GenBank genome assembly. Lineage: Eukaryota; Metazoa; Nematoda; Chromadorea; Rhabditida; Anisakidae.
AUGAUGCAACCAACGAAUAGUAAUAUCAGUAGUAACAAUGGUCAGUCAGAUGUGAUACUGGCAAUGACGAGUGUAACGUCGUUGAGCUAUAACACCACACCACAAUCGCAAUCGAUGUCUAGCAAUCGAGGCGAGUCGGCAUCGGAGACAGCCAACUCAGGAGCUGUCAACCGUGAGGGUUCAUCGAAUCAGCAGCGCAGUGAACAGCUAUCGGAUGAGAAUCAAAACAAUCUAAAUGGUGAUCGAUUAAGGGAUAUUCUUAACCCAGAUACAUUCACCAUCGGUUGGCGCAUAGUGAUUUUCCUCAGAAUCUUUCUUCGAAAGGAUUUAACGUGA